CAUGAUUCUUCUCUUGUGACAAUCCAGACAGAAAGGAAAAGCCUUUCUGAGUUCCAGCUGAGUUAUAAGGCGCUGAGAUGACAGAGAAGACUGUUGUUCUGGUAUCAACGGACCAACCGCACGGAGGGAAAUGGAGUUAAGUUAAUCAUUACCUGUCUGCCUCAGAUCAUUCCUGUCUUUAAAGCGGACAUUUGGUAAAUAUUUGGGGUUGUUGCGCCGCCAGGGACAAAGUUGGCGCAUGGAGAGGGACGAAGUUUCAUUUUUGCGCAGCGUCUUUUCUUUCUUUCUUUUGUUUUUUUCGCCUCUACGUGUCAACCAGCGUCACACUGCUUUUCAGGCAACAACAGACAAGUAGCCCGAGUGCAGUUUUGACAUUUUUGUCCGUCGCUGACGCAUUGAGUUGAAGGCAGAGAAACGAGACAAGUUGAGGACGCACUACGUCGGGUGAGAUGGUGGACAGCAAACCUCUUCUUCAGGACAGACCUCCCGCCUACAACACCGUCCCCGGGGCAUAUGAGUACGGCCCGCAGCAGCAGCAUAGCUAUGGGGCAAUCCCCCCUGCUGCCCCGCCGCCCUACCCCUACCCCUCCGGCCCAGGGUACCCCUCAGCCCAAAUGGCCCCUGCUGUAUCCCAGCAGCCCUACGGUGGAACUUACACCAUCAUUCAACCGUCUGUAGUGGUGGUGGGAGGCUGCCCUGCCUGCAGAGUUGGUGUCCUGGAGGAUGACUUCACUUGCCUGGGGAUCCUGUGUGCCAUCUUUUUCUUCCCGCUGGGUAUCCUCUUCUGCUUUGCACUGCGUCAGAGAAGGUGCCCCAACUGUGGCGCCACCUUCGGAUAGAGGGACCAACCCACAGCCAUGCACACGCUCGUGCUCCCAUGCCUACAGACACACAUAGACAGAGAUACAAACAUAUAUAUAUACACACACACACACACACACACACACACACACACACACACACACACACACACACACACACACACACACACACACACACACACACACACACACACACACACACACACACACACAAAAUCAAGAAUUUCUGUGUCUUUCAUUUUGUUAUCCUCUCUUAAUAUUGCACAUUGCUGUUGCCAUUCUUGUUGUGUACAACAAAUGAUCAAGAUGAUAUUACUAUGAAUUAAAUUUUUAUUAGAGGCACGUGUAAAAAAACAAAAAAAACCCAACAAAAAAUCUUUUCAUCUGCUAGUGGAGGAUAUAUUCUAGCAUAUUUUAGUGUCCAGCUGUUGUUAGUGCCUUCACUACAUGCUGAGUGAUCAUCAAAGAUUCCAUCAGUCAUUUCUUCUGUAGAUGUUUAGCUCAGUUCUCCGUGGAUCUGAGCAGAUUCCCUCAUGUUCUGUCAAGCCAGAAUUAACCCAGGCGUCUUUUUUUUUUGUUUUUUGUUUUUUGUCUUUGCUGACACACUGCACACAUAUUUUGGGUUAACAUUGUGCUUAGUAACAUUGUACUCACCACAGCAUCUGUGUAGAUCACUGAUAUAUUAGCUUUUCAAGGAAAUGCAUCCCUAUUUUGAAAUGUUUUGUUCUAUUUUGGCUCAGUGUGUCACAUGGAAUAACACAACCAGUUUAAGAAGGUGUGUAAAGAUCCUUGGAUGUAAACUGUCCCAGCUGAAACAAUGGACUUCUGUUUGACAGAAAGCCUGCAGCAUUUUGUCUAUUUUUGUUGGUAUUAUUUCUAGGGGCCAUAUUUGCACUGACUGUUUGUUUGAUUAUUCUGCUAGGUUGUGUUUUUCCAGGGCCAAUGCAGACCUCAGGUACAUACAAUCUGAAAUGCCCUCGACUUUACAACCUCAAUCACUGUUUGACUAAGGACUUUAAGAGGACUCUCGUGUUGAAGCGUGGACUUCUCCUUCAACGAGUGUCACUUCAAGGACGCAUGCUGAGAGUAUAAAACCUCAGAAAUCUCUCAAUAAUGUGUAUAAUCUCUGGAUUUUUACCUUAGUACGCUACUGUGUGACAAGUCGCCCAGCCCCAUUCCUCCCAGCCAGACAAUCAAUAGAGAAUGUCUUCGUCCCUGUUUCUGCAGUAUCUCCAUGUCUUCGUCUUCCAUCACAGCAAGAUGUUAUAUAAUUGUCCAUGGCAGAAGAAAAAGAGAUAUAAGCGGGUGGGAGGGAUUUUAAAAACGCCUUGCUUUAGGAAACACACUACGCACGCUCUUAUGAUUGAGGUUCUUACUUUUUAUAUAUGAGUUACUGUAAUUAAAAAAUGAAUGCUA
Scomber japonicus (chub mackerel) is the source of this 2237-nucleotide messenger RNA. RefSeq names its product brain protein I3 (gene bri3). NCBI's taxonomy places the organism in Eukaryota, Metazoa, Chordata, Actinopteri, Scombriformes, Scombridae. The transcript is spliced from 3 exons. The coding region runs from base 450 to 839 and encodes 129 amino acids. The record is from RefSeq and is a predicted model, not a curated record.